Messenger RNA from Aspergillus puulaauensis, 1287 nucleotides. Its product is annotated as OPT family oligopeptide transporter. The coding region runs from base 1 to 1287 and encodes 428 amino acids. Gene Ontology annotation, molecular function: oligopeptide transmembrane transporter activity. The transcript is spliced from 8 exons. Gene Ontology annotation, biological process: transmembrane transport. The record is from RefSeq and is a predicted model, not a curated record. NCBI's taxonomy places the organism in Eukaryota, Fungi, Ascomycota, Eurotiomycetes, Eurotiales, Aspergillaceae.
AUGGCUCCGCAGCAAGAACCACAGGAGCUCCCUACUGAGAAAGUGCAGUCGCCAGAUGUUAAGGACCUGGGAUCAGUUAACAAGAGAGAGAUCGACUCUUCCGACGAGUCUCAAUAUGAUUUUGAAUCCGCCGAGUUCAAGAACAUCCCCGAGUUGGUGCGGACUGUCGUCAGCUUCGAGGACGACCCUUCGCUGCCAGUCCUGACUUUCCGUUCGAUACUCCUCUCAGCGAUAUUCUGCGCCAUCGGUAGUAUUGUUUCUCAGCUGUCCUACUUCCGCACGACCUAUGCGCCUUUCCCAGUAUUCUUUGUGAUUCUGGCAUCCGAUCCUCUUGGUCGCUUUCUCGCACGCAUUCUGCCAGCCUACAAGGUACCGUUGGGGAGAUUCUCAUUCUCUCUGAACCCGGGGCCAUGGUCAACCAAGGAGCACGCAAUUGUUGGUAUUGCCGCAAAUGCUGGGAGUCAGGGUCAAUGGGCUACGUUUCUGCCCACAAACGCUGCCUUGUACUAUGAUAUAACCAUGAAUCCAGCAGUCGCCUUGUUCUUUGGAUGGGGUUCUUCUUUGCUCGGUUUUGCAUUUGCUGCAAUGGUCCGGUCACUCCUGAUAGAUGACCCUGAGUUCAUGUUCCCUCUGUCCUUGCAACAGGUGACGCUCUACCGGAGUAUGGAUACUAGAAACAGAUCCGAGCAGAAAAGGGCCAGGGAUCAGAUGAAGAUGUUCUGGAUUCUGCUCCUGGCGACGUUUGUGUGGCAGUUCCUCCCAGAAUAUCUCUUCCCCUUCGUGGCAUCUCUGGCUCCGCUGUGCUGGUUUGCAAGCCGCAACCAUGCAGUCAACUUCAUCGGAGCCGGGCGUGGAGGCAUGGGACUGCUAAACAUAACCCUCAAUUGGUCCAAUAUCACUUCGACCGUUGUCACGUACCCAUACAGUGUGCAAGUCAUUAUCUUCCUAGCAUUCGUGUUGACGUGUUGGAUCCUAAUUCCUAUUGCGUAUUUUGGAAAUCUUUGGGGGUCGCCGACUUACGAUAUCAUGUCUAAUGAAGUAUUCCAAAAGAACGGGUCGUCGUAUCCGUUGAAUGAUCUAAUCUACAUUGAUUCUAACGGCAUGCAACAUGUCAACGAGACCAGGUACGAGGAAGUAGGGCUUGCCUACUCAGGGGCUCAAUAUACAUGGCAGAUCUUCAUGGUAGAGUCCAUCUUCCAUACUCCUCGCUCGUCUGCUGACAAGUCCGCAGUGGAUGGCCUCGUAUAUGUCUUCCUAUAUUUGGUGUGCUCUGUUUUUGGGCCCUAA